CGCUUGGUUGCAGAAUAUGAUGAACAACGUCAUGCGACCGUUUCUUGGGAAGUUUUCUAACGUGUACAUCAACGAUACAAUAAUUUACUCUCGGAGUGAGGAGGAGCACCCAGAGCAUCUCGCUAGUGUACUUCAAGCACUGAGGGAUGCGGAGCUCAAGAUAAAUGACAAGAAAACAUGUUGCACAGACAGCAGGAUGAAGACAGAAGCCGCCGUUGGACUACUUUUACUGCUCGUAAGGGAUUCUUUUGUAGAGGGCGAAAUGUUGAACCUUACCGCAACGGCUGAAAAAUACCUCAACAACACGGUUCGGCCGGGUUGGGAAACUUGGGGCCUCGAUGAAAAUUACGAAUACUGGUCCGGCCGCCACUACAUGAAGCCUGAGCAUCCAAUUCGAGGGACUGUAGAAGAAUUUCACCAGGACGAAAAUUGCAAACGCCCUCAAGGACUAGAAGAUAGAGUUUGCAGGGAAAGAUUUACAUGGACAUUUAAUGAUGGCAUAUGGAGUCCUUUUCAGCUCUUAGUUAACGUUACUGUUACGCACGUCGGUUUGAAGAACGAAACCUUUCUGUUGGACCUGAACAAUGCAACGUUAAUCACGAGACCACAGCGGCUGGGGUUAAACGUUAUGAGAGUGGCGUACACCCGACAUACGACAUGUUAUUUCCACGCUCAAGUUAAGUUUGACGGGUGGUUUGCAUAUAAAAUCAAGGAAAAAAGAGGAGAUGUGCCUGAUUACUACCCUGUAGGCAUCGGCGAACUAAAUGGCUGGGCAAAAGGACUGCUUGGCGAUGGUCGAUCAUCUGUUAAAAUACAAUAUGUCAGGCACAUUUCAACGCCUAUUAGUAUGUACUAAUCAAAAGAAGAAAGUGCGCAAAAUUAAGAAAGUGUCAACAACAAUGUC
Messenger RNA from Dermacentor silvarum, 904 nucleotides. RefSeq lists its product as uncharacterized. The coding region runs from base 17 to 856 and encodes 279 amino acids. NCBI's taxonomy places the organism in Eukaryota, Metazoa, Arthropoda, Arachnida, Ixodida, Ixodidae. The record is from RefSeq and is a predicted model, not a curated record. The transcript is spliced from 5 exons.